Molecule: messenger RNA, 6619 nt
Organism: Perca flavescens (yellow perch)
Lineage: Eukaryota; Metazoa; Chordata; Actinopteri; Perciformes; Percidae
Gene: gpr158a
Product: G protein-coupled receptor 158a
Exons: 12
Coding region: 1-4050 (1349 amino acids)
Biological process (GO): G protein-coupled receptor signaling pathway
Cellular component (GO): membrane
Molecular function (GO): G protein-coupled receptor activity
Source: RefSeq, a predicted model, not a curated record
AUGGCGCUUCUGGAGCCCUAUGAGAUGAUGAAGAAGACGGGCUUUAAGUGCGCUCGGCUCCUGAUGUGUCUCUUCGUGUCGCUUUGGGAGAUGGCUGUUUUACCGCUGUCGCUGCUGCUGCAAGUGGGAUUUGUGAUCGGAUCUAUACAUGAAUACGCGGAAGAUCUCGGAGCACAGGAGGCGAUUUACGGCGCUCAGGCGCACCGUCGGCUGCUAGCGCAUCUCCGUGCGCCUCAGCUUCCUCCCGGGGAGACGGUGGAGCUGCCGCAGAAAAUAGAGGAGCGUCUCCCCAGGGUGGUCACGGCUUAUCUUCACACGGGGGACUCGACCACCUUAAAGCACGCCAACUGCUCGCGGAGGUACGAGCUCACCUCUCGGCGGGGAAGGUCACGAGCCACCCCGCAUUACUCCAUGAGCAGCGUGCUGGAUACGGUGCUGCACGCCACAAACUUCCUCAGCAUGCUCUUGCAAGCCAACAGGUCCAGGGAGCAGAGUCUCCGGCGAGACAUUGAGUGGUACCAUGCCUUAGUCAGGAGUAUACUGGAGGGAGACGCCAAGAUUCACCGGGCGGUCGUCACUUUUAGCGCGGAUUCGUCCGUGGCGGGGCCCUCGGUGCUUCUCCAAGCCACCAGGGCCGGUGGAGAGAUAGUCCUCCAAGACCUCUCCAGCGUGGCCCACCACCAUCUGCACAACCGCACAGCAGACACAGAGUGGUACCACGACGUCAAAGAUAGGAAGAAGCCCAGUUUCCAUAAGAAGGUGCUGAGCCAAGAUUUUAGAUCAGUUGACAAUUCUUUAAAAAGAGGAGAGAGCUUUAUUCCGGACAAGACGCAUGUGAAAUGGUCUGCGCCCUACCUGGAGUGUGAGAAUGGGAAUUUUGUUCCCCGUUGGCUUUUGACCUUAUCGGCUGCCUUCUAUGGCCUGAAGCCCAACCUGGCUCCUGAAUUCAGGGGCGUGGUGCGAGUGGACAUUAAUCUGCAAGAUGUUGAUAUCGACCAGUGCUCCACUGACGGCUGGUUUGCUGGAACCCAUCGAUGCAACCUGACCACUAUGGAGUGUUUGCCGAUCCAGGGUUAUGGAUUUGUCUUGGACAAGUACACGUGCCACUGCAAGAAGGGAUUCUACCACCAGAACAGAGUGGCUGUCAACGGCUUUACAAGGAUGGGGAGAAAGGGAAAAGCUGCAGAGAGCGGUCCCAAUGCGGACGAGGGGUCUUCCAGUGACUGCCUGCCAUGCCAGCAGGGCUGUGCCUACUGCAAGGAUGACACCCCCUGUGUGGCACGAGAGGAUGGCCCCCUUCGCCUGGCCGUGCUCUCCUUCCAGUGCCUCUGCUUGCUGAUUGUCUUCGUUAGCAUGGUACUCAUCUACCACUUUCGCAGGAAUAAGAGUAUCAGAGCAUCAGGUCUAGUCCUACUGGAGGCCAUCCUGUGUGGAGCUCUGCUUCUCUACUUUCCGGUUGGGAUUCUCUAUUUUCAGCCGAGUGUUUUCCGCUGCAUCCUUCUGCGAUGGGUUCGGCUGCUGGGUUUCGCUACCGUCUAUGGGACUCUGACUCUUAAGUUGUACAGGGUGCUGAAGGUGUUCCUGUCCCGUACAGCCCAGAGGAUCCCCUAUAUGACCAGCUGGCGAGUGUUGCGUCUGCUGGGCAUCAUCCUGCUUAUCGUCUGCUGGUUUCUGGUGGCUUGGACAUCUGCCGUCUGUCAGAACCCGGACAGGAAAUUGGCUCUCAUCGAUGUGGGAUACACGCCCAACGGGCUGCAGUUCAGCAUGUGCCUGCUGGAUCGCUGGGACUACAUGAUGGCUGUUGCGGAGUUCCUCUUCCUGCUGUGGGCAGUGUACCUUUGUUAUGCUGUAAGGACGGUGCCGUCUGCGUUCCAUGAGCCUCGCUACAUGGCCAUCGCUGUUCACAACGAACUAGUUCUGACGGCGAUAUUCUAUAUCAUCAGGUUCACUCUUGCUCCAGAGCUCCAUCCAGACUGGAUGCUGCUGCUGUUCUUCACCCACACCCACUUAACUGUAACAGUAACACUGGGUCUACUCCUCAUCCCUAAGUUCCUGUUUGCAGACACCCACAUGAGAGAGGAUAUAGCCUCUGAGGCCUAUGAGGACGAGCUGGACAUGGGUCGUUCCGGGUCGUAUCUCAAUAGCAGCAUCACAUCAGCGUGGAGCGAACACAGUCUGGAUCCUGAGGACAUUCGGGAGGAGCUGAAGAAACUCUACUCCCAGUUGGAGAUUUACAAGAGGAAGAAGAUGCUGGCAAACAACCCUCAUCUCCAGAAGAAACGGAGCUCCAAGAAAGGGUUGGGUCGCUCGCUGAUGAGGCGCAUUACUGAGAUUCCAGAAUCGGUGCACCGGCAAUGCAGCCGCGAAGACAAGGAAGCUGGAGAACACGGGAGCAACCGCAACAGCAUCUGCAUGUUAAAGAAGAACCCAUUUGAUUCGACUCACCCAGGAAAGCCAGCGAAAGAGGAGACGCUAAAGAACAAGGUUUUCUCCCUCAAGAAGUCCCACAGCAGCUACGACCACGUCCGUGACCAGGGUGAAGACUCCAACAGCUCAGCGACAGACAAGAUGGAGGUGACCCCAGCUGAAGGCUCCCUCCUGGAUACACUUAUGGGCAAGAAGCUGGUCAAGAAGCAGUCCAGUGAGAACGUAAGUGUCCCCAGUGAAUCUACAGAAUCAGUUCCUUUGGUCUGCAAGUCAGCCAGCGCCCAUAACCUCACUGCUGACAAGAAACCAAUUCAUCCUAGAGCCUCCAUGCUGCAAAAGUCCCUCAGUGUCAUCGCCAGUGCCAAAGAGAAGACUUUGGUGUUCACAGGAAAGACCCAGAGCACGGAGGAGAGCAAUAAGAAGAGUCAGCCAAAGAGCAAAGACACAAGGGCCAAUGCAGAGCCAGAAAAUGAGUGCCAACCCAAGAUGAUUAUUAGCCAGUCGGUUGAGUACAAACAGACUGCGCCAAUAGGCAGGAUCAUGAAACAGCCAGUGAGCGGCAGCCAGCCUACUAUCUGUUCCGAUCCAGUCAAGGGAAAGGACCUCUACGAUGUCUCAGAAGUGUGUCCCUGGGAAGUGGAGGAUCUCCCAACUCCGUCUGAAAACAAGGUCCAAAAGCAUGUAUCCAUCGCACCAAAGGAAACCACGACGGUUCACGGAGGUAGCACCAAGGGAGGCAAAUCUCAGAAGCAGAAAGCGUCUGAUCAAUCUCCAUCGAGUGGCAGGCAUUCACAGGAAAUUCAGAAGACAACCGCUGUACGAGCGGAGAUAUGUCCAUGGGAAGAUGGAGGUGAAAGUCAAGGCAGUCAAGUGGAAAGCCCAAAGCAACAAACCUACAGUCAGGCAAGCAAACCUGCUAAGACCCAGCAGCCUCAUUCUACAGCAGAAAGCUCCAACAAAAAACAGGAAGAGGUUUGUCCAUGGGACUUCGAAGAGACCCAAAAGACAACAGAGCUGGCUUGUUCACCAGAUAUGACAACACAAAGAAAAGGCACCUCUCCUGUGGAUGGGAAAGAGAGAAGUACCCUUUCAGAUCCAUCCAAAACAGGAGGCUCACUCCAGCCGCCAUCUUCAAAAGCUGAUGUAUGUCCCUGGGACUACGACAGCACUGCCGUAUCUCCAAGUUCUGAGAGGACACCUAGUCCCUCUCGAGCAUCCAAAACCAAGGAAUCUCCUUCAAAAAAGAAGGGUACACCUUCCACAAGAACAGUUGAGAAAGAGAAAUCAAAAGACGCUGAUGAUGAGAAAAGUAGAACAAAAGCUAAGGACAAGAGUAAAUCUUCAGAGAAACACGUGAGCCAACAAAAAAUGGCUGAGGUAUGCCCGUGGGAUAUAGAGAGUCAUCAGGAAGUGCUGGUGGUAGAAAAAAGGAAAAGUGUGAAUGUUGGAGCAGCCAAAUCAAAGCCAGCUGAAGUCUGUCCGUGGGAUUUUGAGGAUACGUCAGAUAAAAAAGGUACAGACACAAGUGUAGUGAAACCAAAAGGCGGAUCUGCAGGUUCUGCUAAAAAGGCAGAUGUUUGUCCCUGGGACUUUGAGGAUAGCACAUCAAGCAAGAAGGCAUGACACUCAACCCUAAUGGACCACUGAAAUUAUAGUUAUUGACGUAUCCUUUUUCACUUUGAAAUCGUUAAAUAUUACCUUUUACUAUUGGUAUGGUGGCUUGGAAGAAAAGUUGAUCAAGUUCCACAAGUUGCCUUCCUUUACAAGGUUUUGUUCCUGUUUUACCUAUUUUGAAAACAAAUAUGUACAAAAAAACAAAACAAAGUCAUGACGAGCAUUCCAGAUUAUUACAGGAAAAUCCUGAAGAUAAAUCUUAGACUAAUUAUGCAACUUUUGAGUCAUCCUUUUCACUUCAUAAGCAAUGUUGAAAAUCUGCAUUUUUCAUGUUCUGUAUUCAGUCAACAAUUCAUACAUGGUUCUUUUUGUGCAUUAACAUCGUCACUUAAUGGACUAAGAUAGGACUUGUACAGAUGAUAGGAUUUGUAGAGAAAAAUAAUUAUGAAAUUAAGGUUGAUGUACGAAACAGCAAAAGUGAAAGCCAAAGAAUAAGGGAACAUUUGCAAAGAUAAACGUUGGAUAUAAGGCAGUAAAUGAUUAGUUUGUGUCCAGUCCUUGGCAAAGAGGGAAGGACUCUGUGAGGAAUCCGUCUAUAGCACUUUAGCCAACUCCAUAAAUAAAAUAACUGAGGACAGACUCUGUUCUUCUUGUAAAUUUUGUCUGCUCAUUUUCAACUUCAUGGCAUGAUACCACACAGGAUAUCACACACCGACCAAACUUAGACAUGUUUUUUGUUUAGAUCUAUUUAAUUGUAGUUCUCAGCAGAUUAAAAUGCUUCCAAGUCUGCAGAGAUGUACUGUAUGUGCCUAACUAACUAGCAUUGUCUUGUAUCAGUCUGAAGUAAAGCAAGUGGCUUCUCCUUCAGCACUUUGUGACGGUGAAUUAUAUAAACAGCAUGCACAGCCAGGUAUCGAGAGUAGUCGGACCCUACCAGUUUGUCAACUAAAGCAGUUAAUGUGUUGACACAUAUAUAAUGUUGUUUUUUUUAAUACCAGAGGCACUCCUUUUCCUGCUUUAAUAUUUCUAAAGCUCAUUCAGGGUGGUGAAGAUUAUAUGAGAGCAGCAUUAACAUGAAUGUGUGUCAAAAUGGCUCAUAUGUACACUGUAAAAAGUAGAGAGAGAAAAAUACUUUGUUUAUGAAUCCAGCAUGAGUCUUUGUGUUGGCUUGCACAAAGUGUGUGUGGGUGUGUGGGGGAGGGGUGUCUGUGUCUGUGGACACAAUAUCAUGAAUUUAAAGUGAAAAUGUAAUUCUGUAGUUGAACAUCUGGAGUUUCAUCCAUGAUCAUGUCUUGGUAGCACUUUCUGUCCUUACAUUCCCUCUGUCUCAAACACCAAAACUAAAAGGGGAGCAGGUCACCAAUUUCAUUUUACUAACAGCUGAUAGAACCUGCUGCUUAAAAGGAUAAUAUUGGUUUAUUUUAACUUGGGCCAUCUUUUACGAUUGGUAACAAUAACUUGCUGAGACCUGGAACCUGCAACAUCACCACAACAAAGUCUAAUUUGGCAACAAACCAAUGCAAUCAGAUUAGCAUACAUACAAAUGAAGGCGACGGGUAAAAUAUAAUUAUUACCAGACCCAAACGGAAUCUUUUUUACUGUUUUCAGCGGUCAUCCAGAAUUAAAAUCUGCGGAAUAUAGCGGACUUGUUUUGACUUGCUUGCUUGUCGUGGAGAUGUGUUAACAUUCAGAUUUUUUUUUAAAUCUGCAGAAAAUCUGCAGAAUUCUGCGCUCGCAGAUUCCGUGUGGCCCUCAUUAUUACCCAACCUUUUUGUUUACAGACCAACUUCCUGGUUCUACUUUGACCUACCAUACUUAACGUAGUUGUGUGUGCACACAGUUUCCCUAUGCGAUGAGGGUUUAUGGUAGCCUGAUAGUCACACUGAACUGCCAUUUUGUUUCAUUUAAUGCAUUUAACUUAACAUAGUGGUCAUGUUAGCCAAUUUCUCAACGAUCAUAGAAAUAUAGUAAUACUGUAUAAUAGUUUUUGUUUUUGUAAGUACAACGUGUACUGCUGCCUUAAUCUCAUCCAUGGUUUUGCCCGGUUUUUGUGGCCAUUGUGAUUUUUAGUUUUAAGAUGUAGCUAUUUUUUUGGCUCUUGAAUAUAAAGAUUACUAUUUUUAAUCGCACCUAAAAAGCUCUAAUAGGUGGAUUCAUUCUCCAAUAAAGGGAAAUGGCCGUCAGAGAACACAAGACAGGACACCAUGAACCGCUCGAUAAAUUGGAGAUUCAGAGGCCUGGAACCAGUCGAAGAGUUUCACUGAUCUCGCACUUUUGGCCACACUCCCUUUCGAUUUUAAUGUGAAAUGAAAUGGUUUCAAUUAUUCAGCUAAACUGUUAGCUUGUUUACAACGUGUCUGAUCAGACUUUGUUGUAGCGAUGUCAUCUUGUUUUCAGAUCUUAGAAAUUACUUUGUUGAGUCCAAUGUUACCACAGCUACAAAAAUAAAACCCCAAGUUUUUAUAAAGCGGAACUUUCCUUUAAAGGUGCUUUAAGCUACGUUGGGUGAUGUUACUUCUUGUUGACGUUCAAAGUAUUUUCAAACAAAACGAGACUAGGUUGCACCUCCCUCCUCCUC